CCGGCGGAAACGGUUGUCAAACCCGAGGGAGGCCUCUCGUGAUUGACAAUGGUACCAACCAAUCGGCUCCAGGAUAGUGGGCAUGACGCGUUCCGUUGACUAAUCAUUGGGGGAGCCUGCCUAAUACAGGCCAAUGAGAGGCUGGAAGGCAGGACAUCCGGCGGAGCUGGGCGCGGGAGGCGGCCAUGGCGAAGACCUACGAUUAUCUGUUCAAACUGCUGCUGAUCGGAGACAGCGGUGUCGGGAAAACCUGCGUCCUGUUCCGCUUCUCCGAGGAUGCCUUCAACACCACCUUCAUCUCCACCAUCGGUACGGAGCCGGGGCCCGCGGACAGAGCGCAGGGCCUGGUUCCGGGAUCCAGGGCCCUGGGCUGCGGAGGAGAGAGCGGGGCCCUGCCCAGCGGGUAUUGAUUUUAAAAUCCGAACCAUUGAGUUGGAUGGAAAGAAAAUCAAACUGCAAAUAUGGGACACAGCUGGGCAGGAGCGCUUUCGAACAAUCACUACUGCAUACUAUCGAGGGGCCAUGGGAAUCAUGCUGGUGUAUGAUAUCACUAAUGAGAAGUCCUUUGAUAAUAUCAAGAACUGGAUCCGGAAUAUUGAAGAGUUAGCCAGUGACUAUGGAAUCAAAUUCAUGGAGACCAGUGCAAAAGCAAACAUAAACGUGGAGAAUGCAUUCUUCACGCUUGCCAGAGACAUAAAAACAAAAAUGGACAAGAAACUGGAAGGCAAUAGUCCACAAGGUAGCAGCCAAGGCGUGCGAAUCACCUCAGAACAGCAGAAAAAGAGCAACUUCUUUCGUUGUCUUCUCCUGUGAUGAACAUUGCCUUAAAAAAAAACCUAAGCUCUCAGUGACUUGAAGUGGAGUGUGCACGCCCUGAGCUUUUCCUGUACAAAUAGACACUUCCUCUGGACAAGCCCUGUCGUGCUGCCGAAGGCCUCGAGAGUUCAAGCAGCUGAGGUUUUUAGCUUUUAGGAACUGUCUGAUGAUGAUUACCUCAGGAGUGGAAAUGUGCAAGUCAGAAUCUUCUGAUGGGAAUCCCUCCGUUUAACUAAUUUCCAAUCUGUUGGGGUGUAAUUGUUUGGAAUCCUAGUGUUCCCAUUUCCUGUGUUCCCCUCUUUUCUGAUUUUCCCUACAAAUCUUCUGUCGUGGAAAUGCUCCUGAUAUUGGAGUAACAGCUGUUUUCUGACCCUGUGAUCUCACUGUACAGUGUGCUGAGUUCCUUCUGACAUAGCUUCACAUGUGUUACUCUGUGUACAUUCCCUGUCCUGGAAGGGCAGAGUCCCACUGAUUGGACUGUUUGUUCUGCCAGUGGUUGAACCUGUUUAUUAUGCAUGGAAUGCAUGGAUCUUAGUGACAUGAUGGUUGUGAGAAAGAUUGAGCAAAUCAAAUGUCAAUUCUCAAACCUAGAGGCAGGGGUGCUUGUGCAGAUCCCUCUCCUCCCUUCCCCAGGUGCAGAUGUACUGUAGAGAAGACUGCAGCUCGCUCCCAGUUUCAAUUCAUGGUCCUGUUGCUUUUCUGAAAUUUAGUACAACUCGCGUACGAUCUAGAAAAACAAUAUUGAAGUAGAUAUAAAGCCUAGUCGUGGAUGUAGUACAUCAGUUAGGUUUAACAGAACAUUAUCUUGGCAGUUAGCCUGCAUCAUUGUGUGAACAGCAGACAAUAGAUCUUGGGUAGACUUCAGCUCUUUGCUUCCUUCUGAUAGUUCCUGUGGUAUUGCUACAAAUCCAAGCCAGUUUUCAUUUUUUUCACUAUAUUCGAUAAAUAGAAUACAAAACCAUGGAUUCAAGAUAAUUACUGAUGAUACCUGCUUGGUUCCCUGAUGUUGUCUGAGAGGAUUUCACCAAUAACUGGAGGUUCUAUUUUGUCAUAUGGGGAGGGUAUGAGGGUGGGAUGGGAAGAGGUGGAAUACAGGAGAGGGAGAGGCUGGGGCAAGAUGUGGUGAAACCCUCCUGAUUGGAAACUAUUUGCUUGCUGAUGUGCAAUAGCCAUGAAUUUAUUCAUCGCCAUUGUUUUCUUACAACACUUGACUGAUGGAGUCCUACUAAACAAUAUUGUAAGUAGUAUUUGAAUGUUGAUGCUUACACUGGUGGGAGCAUGAGCUGUGAAAAGGAUGCCACUACUGUUCGCAGUGUAGGGUAAUUUUUAUUUUACUGGCUGCAAGAGUUGGCAGUUUAGUGGACGAGAGGCUUAAAGCACAGUAAAUAGGUCCUAUUAACUCAGCUUAUGCACAAUUCUCAAAACUUGAGUACUGAAAUAGUAAAAUCCUCUCAGGGAGGUGAAAUGCACUUUUAGUUGAUGGAUAUUGAUUGACAGCUGUCAUCUUGGCAUUUGAUUGUGAAACAGUCAGAUGAUUUGUGGAUUGAAUUGUACCAGCAGGUUUACCUCUUGCACUAUUAAUUCAUGAGCCAGUCCCUAUUGUGACUAUCACUGUAUAAACUUAAGCACUGGGCAGUAAAUUGUACCAGGAUUUUGAUGAUAAAACCAUUAUUAGCAGCCCUAUAAGGUGGAAGGAUUCGUUUUGCAGUUCCCUUAAGACUACAGUGUAGCUGUGACCUUGAUGAUGGACAAAAGGAGUGAGGUUUUGAACUUUUCUUUAAUUCCUAGAAUAUUGUAUCCUUUUAAAGCAGUGAAAGGAAACAGAUUCUUUUCUGAUCUCCCCUCUUCCCCUGCCCCAAUACAGAUCAAGGAGGUAUCUGUCAAAUUGCUGCUCCCAAAUCAGAAGGGAAAACCAGGAAAGAAGGGAAUAGAUGGAUUUUCAGAGCCUUUUGAACAAAGUACUUGGACUUCUCUAAUCCUAGAGGUUAAAAUCCAACAUCAUCGUUACUUUGGAAGAUGUUCUUGUGUGGAUGGUGCACAGACAACAGUGAAGGAGGAUGGGACAAAGGUAGCCAGCCAUUGAUAUCUCUGUGUAUAAAUGCCUGUGUGUUAACUGCACUUUCUCAGUACCCGUAGCAAGCUAGUUCAACAGUUGCUGAGCUCAGACAGACCUGAAUGUCGUUCCUUGUGAAUUUUUACUAAGCACUUUGUGUAGCUCAAUGGAUGAAGGAGUAAGAACACACCCCUUUAAUUCUAACAGAGAAAUGAAACCAAUAUUGAAAUAUGUCAGCCAUGUGCUAAUCAUGUCAUAGGUUUAAAUACCCAGCCUGAUUAUUUUACCAGAAUCUCCUGCCACCCAAUACUAUAAAAAUACAGUCAGUGCCUCUCACUGAGUCUGGUUUUGAUUACCUGGGCCUCCCUGUCAAAGCCAACCCUCUGAGCACUGACAUUAACAGAUGGACUUUUCACUUUUCCUUAACCAGGAAUACUGGAGUCAAAUGUCACAUCCUUCCACUGUGCUGUCUGAGCAUAGCUGUCCCAUGUCCAAGAUCCUUCUGAUCAGGGUGACUCCAUAAUGCAGUGUGAGGCCUGGGCCACUGGGACAGGGUGAAGAGCGUGAGGAAUGCUUCGCUGCAGCUGCAAGUUGUGCUGUCCAACAACUUGCGAUGACCCUCUUGCUGGUUUUUUUUUGGAGAUUGCUUUAAAAACUGAUGGUGGGUGAUUCAUGGUGUUGGGUGUCAGUUAGAAGGAAAAGAUUAUUUAUUCACUUCACAGAUGUGAAACUCUAUUUUCAAAUUGAUUGUGAUCACAGUCUUCAGAAACGCACUGGUGCUGACCUCAGAAAAUGAUCCAGUGCUCCACAACACAGUACCAUGCUGCCUCACCUAUGAAAGCAGCCUCCAGACACCAUCCAUCUCAUCAUGGCCUCUUUAGUUCACACAGUGAAGAUUUUAUUUUUUUUACUUUAAAUUAAGUUUUAGUUUUGUGCUAACUUUCUAGUUGCUCACAGCUUUUCUUGCUUUGAUUAUCCAGGGUGACUGGGAUGUUGAAGCAGAUACAGAUUUAACAACUCCCCCAACCCAUUAAAAAUACAAGUAGGCUAUAUUGCCAGGGUAUCCCCACCAACAAGACCUAGAAUAUGUUGCACUACCCAAGAUCAGUCUGGCUCCGACCCAGGUGGGGUUAAAUUGAUGAAAAGCUGAUAAGCGAAGCUUGUUUUGUGGACAACAGUUUGGAGUUUGUUCAACUGACAGUCCUGAUCUAUAGCUUCUGCGAUGUCUCUAAUCUGUGUCAGCACAGGCCCUAACACUGCCUAGUUUUGUGUAAAACUAACUGCACCCUAUAAUGUUUCCAAAGUACUGCAUGGUAUUGAAGGGAGAUAUUGCCGAGGUGACCCUCCACCCAGACAACAAACACCUGAACAGAUUGAAUGAUUUCUCACUGAUGCCAGGCCCUGACCAUUAGACAGCAGAAUGUGUUGCUGGCAGUUAGAGGUUAAAUGGCAUUGGCUGACAUCCUGGUCCAGUGGUGGGCGUGAGACCACAUUUUGGCAAUAAUUCCAGCAAUUACUUUGCCUUCCUCUUAAAAGCCAUAAGGUUGAACUAAAGUGCUCUUUGUGAUGUACACACCCACUAAAAUGAAUCUGCCAGUUUUAUUCUGUCCAUACAGAUAGCAGAAUGCAUUUUAUAACCAGUGUUAAAUGGAGGGUGAUGGGGGUGGGAGGGCAAGUAGUUAGACCGAUUUAUGUUCUUUCCUUAGUGGACUAGCCAAUGCCAGAUGCAACUGUUAAUGCCAGUAUUUAUGGUCGAAUUACCACCAGGAACCCACCCCCAGGGAGAUGGGCAGCUUGUGUUGAUGUGGUUAUAACUGGGGAAAAUAUCUGAAAGCAUGGUCCUGUGCUUAACAGGGGCUAUGUGGCUACCUUGGCUGCAGCCCCACUGGUGGCAGAAGUGGGGAUCUCACUAUUCCAGUAUUCUGCUCCCUACUCUAGCUUCUGUAUUGACAUUACUGAAAAGCUCAUCUGCAUUCUGGAAUGGUGUUGGUGAUGCCACUGCACUUUGCACCUAGCAUCCCCAGCUGUGGAAGGUAGUGUGCUAGAAACAGUAUGUGGCCUGCAGUUUUUAGUGUCCCCCACCCAUGUCAGUUUGAAUCAUCACUAUUUAAACACAGUAUUUAAGGAGAAUACAGAUAGUUUGGGUGGAAAAUAUUGCCUCCUUGUUUCAAAAUCAUUGCCCCUGUACAUCCUUCAAACAUUCCUUGUGUUACAAUAGUCUCCAGGAUCAUUUGGUUCAAAGGGAUGGGAGGCUGCAUUGUUUCAGGUGACCAUGUAAAUAGCUUUACUUUAAAAAAAAGAAUUAGCCACUUUAUAAUUCUUCUGUACUUCCUGAAGUUACUGAAUUUAUGGAUACAAGUGGCGUUUUAAUGAGAUUAAAAUGUGAGUCUUUAAAAAGCAGGUUCUCUGGUCUCGUAAAUGUGUCUGCAUUUUUUGGUAAGUGACUUUCAAGUUGACGGAACAAAUGCUGAAUAGAGAUCCUGGCAAGAAUGUUCAAACGUCACAUGCAUUCUGAACUUAUCAUGAAGGACCUGGCUGGGAGUUACCACCCAGUCUCUGAUGAGCAGUUCAUGAUGUCUAAAUUUGGCUGGUUGAAUUAGCCAAUUCAGAUUAUACUAGCACAUACACUACCAACCUCCCACUGGGAUUUGUAUAGGUUCAUCAACCCUUUUUUGCCAGUUACCCAGGUCAGAUCUCAAAAUUUAAAAAUAAUUAGAAAUUAGGAAUAGGGUUAGAAAGUACAUAUAUAUAAAAUUAGUCUGAAAAAGGAAUGGGUUAGUGUUUCAAGUUCACUUUUACUGUGAAUUACUUAAGUUUCACUGUCAUGGGAACCAGGCUAGAGAAAUCAUUAUUCUUAGCUAAGGUUGCCUUGUUUGAACAAAGAACUGUAAGAUGCUUGCUCAAGUACUUGAUUCCAGCAGUGUGUGGGAGCAUUAGAUGUGACUGCAGUGAGCAAUAUCACAGUUCACCAGCCUGAUAAGGGAUAAAAACAAAUGCACUGAUUGAUAAUUCUGGAUGCUUGUUAGCAGGUCUCAGUCUAACUGAUAGCAGAACAAAUGAAAGCUUUUGGGGUGUUAGGGUAGUUCCAGAGAUGGAAUGGAAUAUGAGGAUAAAUCUAAUCUGGGGAAGACAGCUUGAGAGGUGAUAAGGAAGGAAUGGGGUAUGAAUGGCCAGAUAUCAUCUGAAUAUGUAUGAAGGCCUACGGGGCUAAUAGGGGGACAUUUAACCCAAAGUUUAGUCAAAGGACUCAAUGCCUAAUGAGGUAUUUUGAAAUUAAGUAAAUAUAGAACUAAAAGGCCACGUCAGUAAUUCAUCAAGCAUCCACCCCGGAAAAAGGGUAUAAACUAAAAGACUUUUGGUGGGUUUGUUGCAGUGUGCGGUGGAAAAGGACACUGAAGGAAGUCUCCAGUCCCACUUUGCUGAGGUGUUCCAGAUCUCCAGAAGAUCUGAGUGGUGAGGGAAAAAAAGGGGUUCUUGUGUGUCAGAUGCCCUGCGCAAUCUGGAGCAGUACUCACAUCACAGUUGUCUGUUUUUGCUGUAUAACUAGUAAUAUCAUAUCCUGUCUUAUGCUCAGAUAUUGUGUUUUAAUAAGAGUUUAUUAGUUACACCUGAAUCCUGAUUGAUUGGAUUGUGAUAACUGUAAGGAACGUAUCUUUUUACUUCUGUUGGAUUGUUGUAAAGAACAUAUCUCUGUAUUUUCUGUUGGAUUAUGGAUUAAAAUAACAACGGCUGCAGUUA
Carcharodon carcharias (great white shark) is the source of this 6607-nucleotide messenger RNA. Its product is annotated as ras-related protein Rab-8A. Gene Ontology annotation, cellular component: dendritic spine; plasma membrane; synaptic vesicle. The record is from RefSeq and is a predicted model, not a curated record. The transcript is spliced from 7 exons. Bases 277 to 813 code for a protein of 178 amino acids. Gene Ontology annotation, molecular function: GTP binding; GTPase activity. NCBI's taxonomy places the organism in Eukaryota, Metazoa, Chordata, Chondrichthyes, Lamniformes, Lamnidae. Gene Ontology annotation, biological process: protein secretion; regulation of exocytosis; Golgi vesicle fusion to target membrane.